This is a messenger RNA of Arvicola amphibius (Eurasian water vole), 656 nucleotides long. Its product is annotated as nuclear cap-binding protein subunit 2-like. NCBI's taxonomy places the organism in Eukaryota, Metazoa, Chordata, Mammalia, Rodentia, Cricetidae. The transcript has 2 exons. Gene Ontology annotation, molecular function: RNA cap binding. The record is from RefSeq and is a predicted model, not a curated record. Gene Ontology annotation, biological process: mRNA cis splicing, via spliceosome. Gene Ontology annotation, cellular component: nuclear cap binding complex. Bases 1 to 540 code for a protein of 179 amino acids.
AUGAGUGUGGGCAGUGAUAAAGCAGCAGCCUCGCUCUUCCAGCCGUGUCGUGGUUCCUGUCUCCGCACCUUGUCCGGUGGCCUCCUGAAGGCGCUGCUCAGCGACUCUUAUGUGGAGCUCAGCGAGUACCGGGACCAGCACUUCUGGGGUGACAAUGAAGAACAAGAAAAAUUACUGAAGAAAAGCUGUACGCUAUAUGUUGGAAAUCUCUCCGUUUAUACAACUGGAGAGCAGAUUUAUGAGCUCUUCAGCAAGAGUGCUGAUAUAAAGAAGAUCAUCAUGGGUCUGGACAAGAUGAAGAAAACGGCCUGUGGCUUCUGUUUUGUGGAGUACUACUCGAGAGCAGAUGCGGAGAACGCUAUGCGGUACAUAAACGGAACCCGUCUGGAUGACCGGAUCAUACGCACAGACUGGGACGCAGGCUUUAAGGAGGGCAGGCAGUACGGAAGUGGUCGGUCUGGGGGUCAGGUUCGAGAUGAGUAUCGGGGUGACUACGAUGCUGGGAGAGGCGGCUAUGGCAAGCUGGCACAAAAACAGUGAGUGGUGAGAGCCCCAAGUACACAGCUCACUCUGUUGAUGAACAUUACCCAAGGUCUGAUCAGUAUCUCUGCUGCACUGGAAGCCAUUUCUGGUUUUCCUCUGAACUAUAAAAGACA